Molecule: messenger RNA, 3436 nt
Organism: Prorocentrum cordatum
Lineage: Eukaryota; Dinophyceae; Prorocentrales; Prorocentraceae
Source: the annotation of a GenBank genome assembly
CGCGCAAGGCGCACACAGGUGGGAGCGACGUGACGGGGGUCCACACCCUGGAGAUUCUCCUGGCCAUCCGCAUCAUGCCCAGCACGGCGGCGUCCGGGGCGCAGGCCACGGCGACCCACCGGAGCGUCUGCCGGGACGCGUAGGAGGCGACCAUGAGGUGGCAGGAGGGCGUGAGGCAGCACCGCGCCCAGAGGUGCCUGCUGUCUGUCUACGUCUCGGUGUUGGUCUGCGUGGCCCUGCUGGUGGCGAUGUCGAUCACCGCCGUGUGGGUGCCCUCGGCCGUGUUGGCCAAUGACGAGCUGGCGCAGGCGAGCGAGGGGCAGCUGCUGUCGUCGGUGGAGCAGGUAUCGAAGGAGCUGCUCGGCUACUUCCAGGUCGCUUCGUCGCAGGCUGAGGUGAUCGGAAACAUGUACAACAUGUCGUUCGCAGCGGCUCCGGCUGCAGCCCCAAGGUUUUUCAUAGACACCUUCGGGGCGGGGGCGUGGUCGUUGCUCAAUCAGGCGCCGAGCCUUCAGUCUGUGCUGCUGGCACAGGCGCGCGACGAUUUGCUGCUGAACUCGACCAGCCAGGCCUGCAACACAGACGUCGCUCUUCUAUCUGCCACCUACAAGGCCAACCUGAACUACGAGACGACUGGUACUGGAUGGACCGGCAACGAGUCGCUCCUGAAGCUCGAAGCCUCUGACGAAGCGCCGGCGGGCCAAGCAAGGAUGAAUCUCAUCUGGGGCGAUGACAACCUCGCAGAUCCUUUGAAGUUCAAUGGCACGCUGUUCUUCAAGAACUGCGACGCGUGGCUCGGCGGUGGCGAGAGCCUCUGGAGUAUGCAGAACCUGCCUGGCGACUGGUCACGAAAGGACUCUGGGAUCAGGGAGGCGGUGUGGCUCCCAGGCACGGUGAUCGCAGGCUCGGGCACCAGCCAGGCUCUAUACAAGAAGGUCGACCUUCAAUUCUUCCCGCUGAUGGGCCCCUCGUGGGCGCCAGAGAGCGCUUUCGGCGCCAUCUCCGUCCGGGUCGGCGCCAGCGCCAUCGUUGACGACGCCGAUUCCACGGUCAGCGUCCAGGAUAUCCUGCAGCAGGUGGCCGAGCAGACCGAGAUGGACACCCUCCUGUUCAUCCUCACCGCGGAGGGCGAGCUGCUCGCGACCUCCUCGGGGGACCAGCCAGUGGAGGUGAGGGGCACGGACGGCUUGCUCGUUGGGCUGAUGCCGGGGGACUUCAGGGGCAGCGCCCACGAAGGUGGCGAGGCAGCUCAUCGCGAGCCACUGCAGCGGCGACGCCGACGCCGGCCGGCAGUGCGACUGGUCCGGCGUGGCCUCGAUGCAGGAGAUAUCUGGGUACUACGUGUCCGCCAAGUCGAUGUUCGACCCGAAGGCCGUGAACCUCAACAUGGUGCUGGUCAAUAUGGCGAGUGUGGAUGUCGUGAGGGAGGCGUCCCAGGAGAGCUGAACUUGCAGCUCGGCAUCACGAGCGCCAUCAUCCUUGCCUUCGCUUGCGUGCUUGCUCUGGUUUUGUCGCGAGUUGUCUCCACGCCCUUCCGGGCCGCCCGCGACAGCAUGUUUUUGCUCGGGGACAUGAGGGUGGAGGACGCGCUGCAGCGAAACUCGGAGACCAAGAGGACGUGCAGGUGGUCUUUCACCGAAGUUUCCGACCUGCGCCUGAGCUUCUUUCAUGCAGCGACGUGCCUGCAGGCCUGGCGUGAGCACGAGAUGGAUAGGAGAGUGCAGCUCGAGGAAGAGCGUACCAGCCGGAUUCACAAGACCGUUGAGAAGGCGGUCCGUGGUGCGGGGAAGCUUGUUCACCCGAUGGUCUUGAUUAGCGCCGAUGCGUUCUCCAAGCUGGAGCAGCUGACCAGCUACGAGGAGCUGCGGAAUACGAGGAAGCUGGUGUUCUUAGACACGGAGGAAGCCCUCGCAAUGUUCAAGGCAGACAACUCCAUCAUCUUCUUGUCUCACCAGUGGCUCGCUUGGGGGUUCCCGGACAACGCCACGAAGACGCACCUCAACGCAAUGAAGCGCGCGAUCAAGACCGCGUCGGCGCGCGUGGGCGCCAAAGGCGCGGGCAGCAGGUGCGCUUGGGAAAACACGUACGUCUGGGUUGACUACUGCUCCAUCGACCAUCGGGGCAUGCAGAUGCUGGCUGUCUCGUCUUUGCCCGUGUACUCGGCCAGUGCUGACAUCUUCGUCAUCAUCGCGCCGCCAGCAGAGCACCAGUCCAGCCGCCGCUGCGACCUGCAGUCCUACAACGCGCGCGGCUGGUGCCGCGCGGAGAUGCUGGCGAAGAUUUGCAGCAGUGGGCUCGAGAAUUUCUUCAUCUUUGCGUCCGGCGAGGGGGACUUGGAACCAGUGACAGAGGACACGUUACCCUCGCUGUCCAUGUUUGUGUUCGAGGGAGAUCGUGGGCGGGAAACAUAUCCAUAUCCACGGCCUCGCGGUCCAGAUUCCUCGACCGCGGCCCUGCGGACGCAGGGCUGCUUUGCGCUGAUGCCGCGUGCGGAAGGUACCCAUGAGAUCGCGUAUUUGUGGGAUCGCGUCUCGUUGGUCAGACCGCGAGGGCAUUGAUGUAGACAUGUCCCUCGCUUGUGAGGAGAGUUUUCGUGCUGCCAGCAGAGGCACAUCAAGUCCUCUUGUGAUAAGGAGGCCCUCGUGGAACCGGUGCUUGGGCUCUACUCGCUCGUGCUCCGCCAGAUCCGCGCCAACGUGAAUUGCAAGAACAUGGAGCCGAUCAUGAAGCACAUCCGCGACAACAAGGAUCGGAGGUUCUUCCCCACCCUGUACUCCUUCCAGGCCGAAGGCGUCGGCGCCGAGGAGCGGGAGCUCUUCGGGCCGCUGGUGGGCGCGACCGAGGCGUACGUGGAGGAGCUGAGCCUGCCAGAGUGCACCGUGUCCUUCCACUCGUGGCAGAGGCCCGGCGGCGAGCCCAGGUUGUCUCGACCGUGUUUGUUCGGACGCUUUUUGAAGUUCGAGUCUCCGAGGUUUUCGGACGCUUUCGUCCGCCAUGCAGGGAAUACUUGUCCAUAUCCGAUGCAGCCUGGAGAUUCGGGCUCCCUUCACUAGAAGCCCGAGGUGCACCGGAUACGGAUGAGGCUGCCCCCCAGAGGCUCGAUGUUCAGCCAUGCCCAGUGCGCCUCGGCCUUGUGGCGCCCCUUCGAAGAGAGUCCAAGACUUUGGAAUCCCAGACGCACUGGGUACGGAUACAGUUCCUGCCCGCACGUUCGCGGAGGUUUUCCAACCUCGGGGUGCUCUCCAGCGGGUGCGCCUCGCCGAGGGCGGUCCACGGGUGCCCGGAUCGUCCCGCACGACCGCCGGAGGGGCCGAGCCGCGACCCCCAAGACCAGACUCAGCGGAGCGCCUAGGGGGGAAGGCAGAGGGGGCGGGCCUGCUCAGAAGCUUGUCAUCGCUCGGACGUGUGCAUUUUUCCUUCGGCGAGGACCAUCGAG